Molecule: messenger RNA, 6914 nt
Organism: Cladocopium goreaui
Lineage: Eukaryota; Dinophyceae; Suessiales; Symbiodiniaceae
Source: the annotation of a GenBank genome assembly
UAUUUAUGCAUCCAUUGCGACAUGGCUGCCUGACCGUGGCCAUGUCCAAAGAUCGACCGGGGUCUGGAGGCCUGCGCUCCGGGGCUGACCUGGCCAGUCCCAGCCCAACAGCACGAUAUCGGCAGCCGUCCAGUGGUUCGCGAAGCCCUUCCACUGUGUCGCUCCUGGCGGGUGAGGCGCGAAGCUUGAGCCUCUCCCGGCUGUCACCCGGCGCCACCUUGCGCCCCACGACGCCCACAUACGGAGGUUUUGGCGACCGCUCAAGCACACGGCUUGAGUUGAGUCGAACGGACCUCCUUCAAGGGCUGGAUGUUGGUGACACUGAGACAAGCACGAUCAAGACAGGUGUGGAGGAGCUCCGCUCGGCCGUUCGCGAACUGCAGCGGCAGAUGAAGCAAGCUCCCCGAGCAUGGCGCUCGGACAUUGAAUCAGAAGUACAUGCAAGCCAGGAGAAGAAGACUGGUAGCUGCGUGUGGAGCAGCACCUGGACCUCUCCGACGAGAGGACAAAUCCCCGGCAAGACGGGGAAGGGAAAAGCAAAGGGCCAAGGAAAAGCCCAAGAGAGAACCAGGUCCGCCCGAGCCAUAGAGCGGCGGAUACUACGUGGGGCAGCAAGGCGCGCAGAAGGCUUGCUGAACACCACUGUGGAAGCAGCCAGCGGUACGACCAACAGGCCGGACCACAACGAGCUGGACUACGUGGAAGGCUUGAGACUUCAGGCCGUUCCAGAACAAGAAGUACCAGAGUUUCUGGACGUGAACAGGACUGUGGUUGGUGGUCUGCCAACACACAGCAAAGCAGGAGGAGCGACCAAGCGCGUGUGGGGCAAGUUCGAGAAGGACUACCCGAGCCUCGCCAAGGUCGUACAGUCUACACCGGGUGGAAAGGCGAGAAAGUCCUUCGCCCAGGAAGAAGGAGGUCGACGAGUAGCACAAGGACUCGUUGCACCUAGGGCACAAGUCGUGCCAACCACACUGCCACCGCCUGAGCAGCGUGGAGAAGAAGAAGUAGGAGAAGAAGAAGAAACGCACGCGGCAACUAGCGUGUGGUACUCUGUGGACGAGUUCGGGAACUUCAAGGAGGAGGUCGACGACUCGCCCGAAGAAGAGGAAAGGCCGAAGACCGAGCAAGCGUCUUCAGCGGCAAGUAGCAGCUCAGUGGGUGUCUCCGAAGUCGCCCGAGCUGUUCAGGACCUAGAGCUGAGGAGUCAGAAAGCCUCAGAAGAAAGAAACCCAGAAGGUCGAGAAGAAGGACGGGACUACCAACGUGAGGAGUUGGAGGACCGUGAAGAGCGGGACUACCAGCGUGAGGAGUUGGAGGACCGUGGAAGCAACUGGAGCGAGACAGCUGGCACAGAGGCUGGCAUCGAGGAACAGACGGACAAAUUGACCCGGACUGAAACGGAGCUAGCGCAAAGGACACAGGAUCCCUUGGAUGAUGCUAUGCAAACCCCUGAAGAGGAUUUGUUGGCCAAGGCGAUGUAUACGGAGUUUGAACGAACCUCCAAGAGUGUUUUCUCAGAAGAGGAAAAGGUCUCGAUCUUAGCGCAUGUAGCACCUCCAGAGCUUCAGCAAAGCAUCUUUAUGCACAGCGACGCGUUGGGCACUUACGCGAAGAUUCGAGACUACAUCGAGCAGUACCUCAUCAACAAGAACGUUUGGAAGAGACCGCAAGGAUCCCAGUUUGGAAUCACUAAGGCGGCAAACAAGGUUGAUGACGGAGGACUGAUGGACAUGACUGUGACUGACUCAGCAGAGAGUUUGCUGUCAGUUUUCAACAUGGUGGAAAAGGGUCAUGCCGUGCAUUUUGAAAAGAACAACUGUCAUUUGGUUACGAACCAGAAUGAAAGGAUUCCAUUGGAAUUGCAUGGAAAGAGAUGGUAUUUGAAAGUGAAACAUGAUCAACAAAGUUCGUCAAGUUCAGGAAACGGAAAUUUGAGAACACAAAGAAUAGCACCAGUCAAAGGAGUCAGGUUUGAAGAAGAAAAGGAACCUGAUACCUGGAGAAUGGAGACCAAUGAGGAAGGAGAAUUCGUGGUUCGUGUGCACAACACAGCACGAUUCCAACUAUUCAGCCCAGAGCGAAUGGCUGAUCUUCCUGUUCCAAUCAAUCGACUACUACCUGGUCGACUUACCAAGAUCUAUUUCUCCGAAGAUGGAUCGCAUGUGGAAGACCAGAGUUUGUGGACAAGAAAACAGACAUCUGCCAAGAACAUGGGCAGAGAAUGGCUGGGAGAAUCGUGGUUUAGAUUGAAACCAGAGACUGAAAUUCCUGAAAAGAAGGAUGCAGAGAUUGAAGAAGCAAAGAAAGUUGAAGGAGUACGUGACCCAGACCAAGACAUGGAUGAGUUCUUUUUGGAUUGGGUGUACGUAGAAGAUCGAGUACAACCAGAUCCAAUUGAUCAAGACCAAGCCGAACGUGAAGUGUUUCGAGAGCAAAGACAGCUUCAUGAAGAAGGAGAAGUGAAAGAACAAGCACAGGAGGUAGAUGUACCAAAGGCACCGAGUGCACAACAGCGUGAGGAGCACAGGCUUCAUCAUGCAAAUUUCGAACCUUGGUGUGAAACUUGCAUCAAAGGACAAGGACGAGGUGCACCUCACAGAAGAAGCAAGGAAGACAAGAAAGAACACAUCAUCUACUCCGACUACAUGUUCUUCAGUGUGGAUGGUGAGAUGGUGAAUAGAAGUGAAGGAAAGAAGCAGAAAGGACUGAUCACAGUGCUGACGGCAAUUUGCAAGGACAGCCAGUAUCCCUUCGCCAUGGUGGUCCCAUCAAAAGGAGGAGGGUACUACUCAAGGGAUGCGUUGGCAGCUUGGAUCAGAGAUCUGGGAUGGAACAAAGUGACAAUACAAAUAGAUCAGGAAAAUUCCAUGAACAAGUUGUUUGACAGAGUGAGGGAUCUCAUGCCGGAAAGAGUAGAGAUUCGGAAAUCACCACGGUAUAGCUCACAGUCUCUUGCAGAUGGAGAAAUGGUGAAUGGACUGAUAGCUGGAAAGAUUCGCACAUGGCUGUGUGAGUUGUCUGAAAGCUAUGCAACGAAAAUUGGAACCGAGCACUACGUGUUCCCAUGGAUCGUGCGUCACAGCGCAUGGACUUUGGCAAGGUUUCAUGUCAACAAGAGCAAGACCACAGCGUUUCGUGUGAUAAAGGGCAGAGACUACGUGGGUGAGUUGAUACCAUUUGGAGAGACAGUGAUGGGAAAAUUUCCAAAGGUGAAAGACAAAUCUGCACCUCGAUGGACAAAAGGAAUCUAUGCAGGAAAGAAAGAAAAUUCAGAUGAGCACAUGAUGUUGACAAGUGCCGGAGCUAUUAGUUUCAGAACAGUCCGAAGAUUGCCAGUUGGAUCACAGUUCCAAGAUGCUGUGAUGGAAGUUGCGAGAGGAGUCCCAUGGAAUACAGUGUUGGGAAUCGAGAAAGCAAAGCCAGAAGCAAUCUCAUCGGAGGUGAAAGCAAUUGUGGCACCAGAAAUCGAAGGACAGGAAACCUAUGAUUUCGAGGACAAAUCGAAACAAGAAAACGAGCCGAUCUUUGAUGACAGACCAGAAGCAAUGGCGAAAGCAAAGGUGGUUCACAUACCACAACCUAUUGUACCACCAUUGCGGAAUGCACCAAGAUCAGCUCCAAGUACACCGAAAGGAGGGAAAGCACAGAAGAGCACAAAGAAGGAAGACAAAGCACCAGAGAUGCAGGUGGACGAUGAAGGAGAGAGGAUCGAGAUUGAAGAAAAGGAUUCCAAGAAGCCACGACUGGCAGAGGGUACAACCUCUAGUGCCGUACCGGGCGACACCGGAAUGAAUCCAGGACAACCUGAACUGUACCGCAUAGACACACCAACAGAUGACAACAUGAGUGCAGCGGGCACAGCGUCUCAGGACAUGGUUUCUGGAGUCAGUAACGGUGAAGUUCCAGAUGCGGAAGAAAUGAGGAAGAAAUACCAUAUGCCAGUGAACAAGGACCAUGUAUGGUUUCAGAAGUGGCUAGAUGAGAGAAAGGAGUACUUCCAGAGUGAAAUGGUGGCAAACAUCAUGGACUACCUGGACCAAAUUGGAGCAGCAGAAGAAGAACAAAAGAAAGCUCGAAAGAUGGAGAUCAAGAAGUUGAACGAGGACUUUGGAGCAUUUACACCGAGUGACAAGACAGGACAACCUGUGAUGAUGAAACCACCUAAGGAAUGGCUGGAAGACUACGACGAUUGGUACUUGUUGCAGCCCAAGGAAGUUCAAGAAGAACUCAAGGACGUUCCUAAGGAACAUAUCCUGUGGCAAGUGGAUGGCAACUUGUACGGACGUCAGUCAGCAGCAGCACAGUACAGAGACAGAUUAGAAGAAAUAAUCACCAAAGAGUUACCACCAGAACAAUAUGAGUUUCAGCGAGGAGCAAUCGAUGGAUGUGUGUACAAAUGUGAGAAAACAGGAACAGUGCUGAUUCAUCACAUAGAUGAUUUCGACAUUUGUGGACCCGAGAAAGUUUUGAAUGAUUUGCUGAUGAUUCAAUUUCCAAAGAACGGUUGCAAGCUGAAAAUGGGAGAGAUGGAAUACCCGUUUGUAGGAAGUAAAACAACUUCAGAGUUUCUUGGAAGGACCAAGAUCAAUGUCGAAGAAGCCGUGAUCACGAAACCAAACGCGAAACAUGUAGAGGUGAUACUGAAACAACUGGGUUUGGAAAAUGCCAAGCCUGGACCAGUGCCAGGAAAGAAACUUGACCUGACACAGGACAAAUUGUUGGACGAGAAACAGAAAGCGAUAUAUGCCAGUUGUGUGGGAAGCGCAAUUUACUUAUCUCAGGACAGACCAGACAUAAAGUUCAGUACCAAGGAAUUGGCAAAACGCAUUCGGGAACCAAGGGAAUGCGACAUGGCCAACCUUAAAGUCCUGGGAAGGUAUCUCCGAGGAACCACGAACUAUGGGCAUGUGACAAAGUUGACAGAGGGGAUCGACAUCCGAGAAGGAAUCCCGAUGCACUGCUACUGUGACAGUGACUGGGCAGGAGACCAAGAAAGCAGACGUUCCACAAGCGGUGAGGCGAUUUUCGUAGGUGAACUGGUACGAAACGGAUGCGAGUUGAUAGGACUCGUGGACCUGACUGAGGACACUGGCCGUGGGCAACGGCUGAGACAGCUCUUUGGUGGAUAUCGGGGCCAGGACAUCUGGGCCAUCCUCCGAAAGCUGAAAUCCAUGGAUGACGGCCACGGGUUGCACAGCAUGGCCGACGAAGCCGCCGGCAUAGGAGAUCUACUGGUCACCGUGAAGAUAGUGAAGAUUGAAAACGGAGCACUGCAAGGGGAGGAGCUACAGGUGCCAGCAUCCCCCUGUUGCACAGCGGCUGAGUUUCUCCAGGGUGUGGGUGAGCUGUAUCUAGACAUACAAGAUGCGACCAUGCUGUCCCUCACUGUCGAUGGCAGCAUAGAGCCAAGGCUGACGAUGCGAAUGAGCAAAUUGGCUACCCACAACCUUGAAAUAAGAAUCAAUGAGGACAUGUCUUAUCAAGAUGAGGUCAACGCUGCGGGGAAUCUUGUCAAACAAUUUGCGGCAGAACUCCAGAAGCAAGUUGUAGCGGGAGAUGAGUAUCAAGAUAUCACUGAAACGCCCGAAGCGCUAGAGAUCAUACAACUGCUUCGAGUUCUCCUUGAAGACUAUAAAGUUCCAAGUAAAGGUCCUUCUGGCUGCAAAGGCAUCGUUGAUGAGAUUGUCACAUGGUUCGAGGAGCAGGAGAAGGCGCGUUUCCUUCAUGCUGUCUUCGAUGCCUCAGGGCGUGGCUUGGGCACAGGCUCUGAGGUUGCACCUCUGAAGCAGAUCAGGUCACAGGUGCCAUGGCAAAGGCCAAGGACCCUUGGCCAGUUUCAGCAUGUAGAGGUGACGCCUCAAUUGAUGGUGGAACUUGAAGAACUUGUCCCACCAUACGCAGAAGCUGUGCAGUUGCUUGGAAGUAAAGAGGCUUUCCAGAAGGAGCGGGUCAUUGGGCAACUGGAGAUCGAUCGAAUACUCACUCCAUCCAUCCGUGAUGCCUAUGAAUCCUUGCCAUUACACCUGGAACCGUUGCCUCCGGAAACUGAGCCUCCACCUCCCCCGGGCUGGGCAUCAACUGGUCGUGGUGGGGGUGGUGCUCCCAUUAGUCAACAGAAUGAUGCGCAACGACCUACCUUGCAGAGGGCUUCAACGCUUCCACCUGGAUCUGAACCAUCUGAAAGACACUUGGCGUGGUUCCGACGGUUGGAGUCCAGCACUACGAAGGAGUUGGACAGCUCAGGCGAUGUGGACGAUACUAUCCAUCGAUGGCUGGUGAUACAAAACCACGAGUUUGCCUCUAUUGCGAAGGACCUGCCGGAGUUUCGGCAUGUCUUUUGCAAGUCCAUUUGCUCUGCCUUGGGUCUGCCAGCUCACGGCAACUGUGUAGAGGUGGUGAAUGUGACCAAUGGCAGCAUUAUUGUGGAGUUUCUGCUGCGACCACGAGCGCAUACAGACUCUCGGACAGCCUUUGAGCUUUCCAUGCUGUUGGACAAACAACUCAACUCGCCCUACAGUGCCCUGCGAAGAGGUCCAUUAGGCAAAUACCUGGGCAGUGCCCUGCUGCUGUCGGCUUCUCCACAGACUGUGGCAGAUCCGGAGCUCACGGGUGUGGAAGAAGAGCCAGUGGAAGUGAAGUUGCCAGUCACUGUGCAGAAUGCAAAGGUCCAGACCAAUACCUUUGAGCUGGGCACUCCACGAGCAGCCAUUCUGCGGGGAGCAGCCGCCUCUGGAGCUUGCACUCGACAGGAGGAGGAGGAAGCCAUGCAGAAGCUGCGGGAUGCAGUGCGACAGCUCUACGAAGCGCGGCAGCGGCAAACGAAAGCCAAAGCAGCUGAGAAGCAAGCGCUGAAGGAGAUCCGAGAUCGUGACAUGCUCAUUGCACAACUGAGAGCAGAGCUUGAGGACUAG